Molecule: messenger RNA, 750 nt
Organism: Salvia miltiorrhiza (redroot sage)
Lineage: Eukaryota; Viridiplantae; Streptophyta; Magnoliopsida; Lamiales; Lamiaceae
Product: leucine-rich repeat protein 1-like
Exons: 2
Coding region: 139-711 (190 amino acids)
Molecular function (GO): protein binding
Source: RefSeq, a predicted model, not a curated record
UCUUCCCAAUAUUAUUUCCUUAUUCUCCUACUCCUACUUUUCCAUUCUUUGCAAAACUCUAUAUUUGCCAUCAACACAGAUUUUUCUUCUCUCAUUGCCUUGAAAUCCCACAUAACCUCAGACCCUCACAACAUACUGAUGAAAAACUGGAGCUCCGAAGCCAGCAUGUGUAGCUGGAUCGGAGUUACUUGUGAUUCACGUCGUAAUAGGGUGACUGAGCUAAACAUACCGCUCAUGGGCCUUGUGGGCACCAUACCACCAGAGAUCGGAAAUCUUUCUUCUCUCGUCUCGUUGAAUAUGAAUGAGAACUCUUUCCAUGGCCCCAUCCCUCCAUCCAUCUUCAAUAUCUCGUCGUUAGAGGUUUUGGAAUUACGAAAUAACAAUUUAUCGAGUAGUCUCCCAAGUGAUAUGUGCAAGCAUAGUCUUCACAAGCUCAAACGACUUCGUAUUUCUUUCAAUGAGUUGUGUGGAGAUAUACCGUUGAGCUUGGGCCAAUGCUCGCAGCUUGAGUAUCUUUCCUUGCGUAGCAACAAUUUUGGUGGGCAAGUGCCGACGCAAAUUGGGAACAUCACACUACUUCAGUUUCUAAGCUUUGGUGCCAACAACUUAAGUGGUACUAUUCCAAAAGAGAUUGGGAACUUGACAAUGCUUCAGAUAUUGGACCUUGGUGACAACAAGUUAUUUGGUAAGAUCUUUAUCUCCAUGCUCUGAAUGUCCCUACAUUUUUUGUUUCAAUUAUUGGUCUAGGAA